AUGUCCAAGAUCAUCCAAGAAGACAGGACUACAUCUAGAUCCAAGCUCAUGAGUAAGGUUUCUCUGGGCCAUUGUGCAAGGAAGGACUACCUCAGCACUGGAGCCACGGAGCUGUGGCAGAUCCUUCUACAGAGUAUUAUCUGGGUGAUUAUAGUUGAUGCUGUGAUCCUGACCAUUUACACUGAGGUGGUGGGUGUGCAGAACAAAGCCUCCUGCCGACUCACCUUGGACUUGCAGAGUAAGAAACAGACAUGUGGAAUUAUACAUCAGAUGAAAGGUGAUUAUGAUACUGCACUGAAACUCCACAAGACCCACCUAUGCAUCGCCCAGGAGUUGAGUGAUUAUGCUGCCCAGGGCCGUGCCUAUGGGAACAUGGGCAAUGCCUACAAUGCUCUGGGCAUGUACGACCAGGCGGUGAAGUACCACCGGCAAGAGCUGCAGAUCUCCAUGGAAGUGAAUGACCGUGCCUCACAGGCAUCUACACAUGGGAACCUUGCUGUGGCCUACCAGGCCCUGGGAGCCCAUGACCGGGCCCUGCAGCACUAUCAGAACCACCUGAACAUUGCCCGGGAGCUGCGUGACAUCCAGAGUGAGGCCCGGGCCCUCAGCAACCUGGGCAACUUCCACUGCUCUCGGGGGGAAUAUGUCCAAGCUGCCCCCUAUUAUGAACAGUACCUCCGGCUUUCUCCAGACCUUCAAGACAUGGAAGGAGAAGGAAAGGUCUGCCACAAUCUUGGCUAUGCCCAUUACUGCCUUGGAAAUUACCAGGAGGCAGUGAAGUACUAUGAGCAGGAUUUGGCACUGGCCAAAGACCUUCAUGACAAAUUGAGCCAAGCAAAAGCUUACUGCAACUUGGGCCUGGCAUUCAAGGCUCUGCUGAACUUCAACAAAGCUGAAGAGUGUCAAAAGUACCUGCUGUCCCUAGCUCAGUCCCUGAAUAAUUCCCAGGCUAAAUUCAGAGCGCUAGGGAACCUGGGCGAUAUAUUCAUCUGUAAAAAAGAUAUAAACGGUGCAAUAAAAUUCUAUGAGCAGCAGCUGGGCUUAGCUCACCAUGUAAAGGACAGAAGACUGGAGGCCAGUGCAUAUGCAGCCUUGGGCAAUGCAUACCGAAUGAUCCAGAAAUAUGACAAGGCCUUGGGUUAUCACACGCAGGAACUGGAAGUAUAUCAGGAGCUGAGUGACUUGCCGGGGGAGUGCAGAGCUCACGGGCACCUGGCUGCUGUCUACAUGGCCCUUGGGAAAUACACAAUGGCAUUCAAAUGUUAUGAAGAGCAGCUGGAUCUGGGGCAGAAGCUGAAGGAUCCAAGUCUAGAAGCCCAGGUCUAUGGCAACAUGGGUAUCACAAAGAUGAACAUGAAUGUGAUGGAAGAAGCCAUUGGCUACUUCGAGCAGCAGUUGGCCAUGCUGCAGCAGCUAAGUGGAAACGAGUCUGUGCUUGACAGGGGCCGGGCCUACGGCAAUCUGGGGGAUUGCUAUGAGGCCCUGGGUGAUUAUGAAGAAGCUAUUAAGUACUAUGAACAAUAUUUAUCUGUUGCCCAGAGUCUGAAUCGCAUGCAAGAUCAAGCCAAGGCUUACCGGGGCCUAGGAAAUGGACACAGGGCAAUGGGGAGCUUGCAGCAAGCCCUUGUGUGCUUUGAAAAGAGGCUCGUGGUUACCCAUGAGCUCGGGGAGGCCUUUAAUAAAGCCCAGGCCUAUGGAGAACUGGGAAGUCUACACAGCCAAUUAGGGAAUUACGAACAAGCCAUUUCCUGCCUUGAACGCCAGCUGAACAUUGCUAGGGAGAUGAAAGACCGGUCUCUGGAAAGUGACGCGGCCUGUGGCCUGGGGGGAGUUUACCAGCAGAUGGGGGAAUAUGAUACAGCCCUGCAGUACCACCAGCUCGAUUUGCAGAUUGCAGAGGAAACCAACAACCCCACAUGCCAGGGCCGAGCCUAUGGCAACCUGGGUCUGACAUACGAAUCUCUGGGCACCUUCGAGAGGGCUGUGGUCUAUCAAGAACAGCACUUGAGCAUCGCUGCCCAGAUGAAUGACUUGGUGGCCAAGACAGUGUCAUAUAGUAGCCUCGGAAGGACCCAUCAUGCUUUGCAGAACUAUUCCCAGGCGGUCAUGUACUUACAGGAAGGUUUAAGGUUAGCUGAGCAACUAGGCCGAAGAGAAGAUGAAGCCAAAAUUCGCCAUGGUCUUGGCCUCUCCCUUUGGGCUAGUGGGAACCUGGAGGAGGCUCAACACCAGCUCUAUAGGGCGUCGGCCUUGUUUGAAACAAUCCGGCAUGAGGCGCAGCUGAGCACGGACUACAAACUCUCCCUCUUUGAUCUGCAGACGUCAUCCUACCAGGCCUUGCAGCGGGUGCUUGUCAGCCUAGGCCACCAUGAUGAGGCCCUGGCUGUGGCAGAAAGAGGACGGACAAGGGCAUUUGCCGAUCUUCUUGUAGAACGACAAACAGGACAACAGGACUCUGACCCCUACUCUCCAGUCACUAUUGAUCAGAUCUUAGAGAUGGUUAAUGGCCAGAGGGGACUAGUACUUUACUAUUCUCUGGCCGCGGGCUACCUGUAUAGCUGGCUGCUUGCUCCUGGGGCAGGAAUUCUGAAGUUUCAUGAAUACUACUUGGGUGACAACACAAUGGAAAAUGCCAGUGACUUCCAGGCUGGCAGCAGUGCAGUUCUUCCAACAGCCACCAGCUCGGCCCUGGAGCAGCACAUCACCAGUGUGCGGGAGGCCCUGGGGGUGGAGUCUUACUAUUCGAGGGCCUGUGCCAGCAGCGAGACAGAGAGUGAAGCCGGAGACAUCAUGGACCAGCAGUUUGAAGAGAUGAACAACAAGCUCAACUCAGUGACUGACCCCACCGGCUUCCUUCGCAUGGUUCGCCGCAAUAACCUCUUCAACAGGAGCUGCCAGAGCAUGACAAGCUUGGUCAGCAGCGCCAUGUCACCCACCAAGGAUGGGACCUCCUCUCUUCCCAGGAGGCAGAGCUCGUUGGCCAGGCCCCCACUCCGUGUUCUGUACGACCUGCUCAUAGCGCCCAUGGAAGGGGGCCUGAUGCACUCCAGUGGUCCCGUGGGCCGGCACCGGCAGCUGGUCCUGGUUCUGGAGGGGGAGCUCUACCUCAUCCCUUUUGCCCUCCUGAAAGGAAGCUCCUCCAACGAGUACCUGUAUGAGCGCUUCGCCCUCAUCGCUGUCCCUUCCAUCCGCGUGCUCGGCCCGCAGGCCAAGUCUCACCUGAGGAAGACCCCGUCAACCUACUCCAACCCCACGUCCAUGGCAGCUGUCAUUGGUAACCCGAAGCUCCCGUCAGCAGUGAUGGACAGGUGGCUGUGGGGGCCGAUGCCAUCCGCCGAGGAGGAAGCCUACAUGGUGUCAGAGCUGCUGGGCUGUCAGCCCCUGGUGGGCAGCGUGGCCACCAAAGAGCGAGUCAUGAGUGCCCUGACCCAGGCUGAAUGCAUCCACUUUGCCACCCACAUCUCUUGGAAACUGUCGGCCUUGGUCCUCACACCCAGUGUGGACGGCAACCCUGCCAGCAGCAAGAGCUCCUUCGGCCACCCCUACACAAUCCCUGAGUCCCUGCGGGUGCAAGAUGACACCAGUGACGGGGAGAGCAUUUCGGACUGCCCGCCCCUGCAGGAGCUGCUGCUCACGGCCGCCGACAUCCUGGACCUGCGGCUUCCUGCAAAGCUGGUGGUCCUGGGCUCCUGUCAGGAGUCUAACAGCAGAGUCACAGCUGACGGGGUCAUCGCACUGACACGGGCCUUCCUGGCUGCUGGUGCACAGUGUGUCCUCGUGUCUCUCUGGCCUGUGCCCGUGGCUGCUUCCAAGAUGUUUCUCCACACCUUCUACUCAUCACUGCUGAACAGCCUGAAAGCCAGCGCAGCCCUGGGGGAGGCCAUGAAGGUGGUACAGAGCAGCAAGGCCUUCUCGCACCCCUCCAACUGGGCAGGGUUCAUGCUCAUCGGGAGUGACGUGAAGCUGAACAGCCCCUCCUCGCUCGUGGGCCAGGCCCUCACUGAGGUCCUGCAGCACCCGGAGCGUGCCCGGGACGCCCUGCGAGUGCUGCUGCACCUGGUGGAGAAGUCCCUGCAGCGCAUUCAGAAUGGGCAGCGCAACGCCAUGUACACGUCCCAGCAGAGUGUGGAGAACAAAGUGGGUGGCAUCCCAGGCUGGCAGGCCCUCCUCACCGCUGUGGGCUUCCGGCUGGACCCCCCAGCCAGUGGCCUGCCGGCAGCUGUCUUCUUCCCAACUUCUGACCCAGGCGACCGGCUCCAGCAGUGCAGCAGCACCAUCCAGUCCCUGCUGGGUCUUCCCAACCCUGCCCUCCAAGCCCUCUGCAAGCUCAUCACCGCCUCGGAGACAGGCGAGCAGCUCAUCAGCCGGGCUGUUAAAAAUAUGGUUGGAAUGCUCCACCAGGUGCUGGUCCAGCUGCAGGCCUGUGAGAAGGAGCAGGAUUUUGCAUCGGCUCCCAUCCAAGUCUCCAUCAGCGUCCAGCUAUGGCGGCUCCCGGGAUGUCACGAAUUCCUGGCGGCUCUAGGUUUUGAUCUCUGUGAAGUUGGCCAGGAGGAGGUAAUCCUGAAAACCGGGAAACAAGCCAGUCGAAGAACCAUGCACUUUGCACUCCAGUCCCUGCUUGCCCUUUUCGAUUCUACUGAGCUGCCCAAGCGCCUCAGCCUUGACAGCUCGUCUUCCCUGGAGUCCCUGGCCUCAGCCCAGUCUGUCUCCAAUGCCCUGCCCUUGGGCUACCAGCACCCUCCCUUCUCGCCCACUGGUGCUGACAGCAUCGCCUCGGACGCCAUCUCUGUGUACAGUCUGAGCUCCAUUGCCUCCUCAAUGAGCUUUGUCUCGAAGCCUGAGGGUGGGUCAGAAGGCGGAGGCGCCCGAGGAAGGCAGGACUAUGACAGGUCCAAGAAUGCUUACCCACAGCGAUCCACCCUGCCUCGGAGCCAGCUGUCCCCCCAGACCCGCCCUGCAGGGAGCAAAGACGAAGAAGAAUAUGAAGGGUUUUCCAUCAUCAGCACUGAGCCUCUGGCAGCCUACCAAGAAAACAGAAAGAUGUGCUUCUCACCAGAUCACAAACAGUCUCGAGCUGGGACAGCGGGAGGUGUGAAAGUUUCGAUAAGCUCCAAGGGGAGCAUUAGCACGCCAAAUUCUCCAGUUAAAAUGACUCUUAUUCCCAGCCCAAACUCACCUUUCCAAAAGGUUGGAAAACUAGCAAGUUCAGAUACAGGAGAAUCAGACCAGUCUAGCACAGAAACAGAUAGCACCGUGAAAUCCCAAGAAGAAAGCAAUCCAAAGCUUGAUCCACAAGAGUUGGCCCAGAAAAUUCUGGAGGAGACACAAAGUCAUCUUAUUGCAGUGGAGCGUCUUCAGAGGGUCGGCAGUCAGACGAGCAAGAGUAACAACCCAGAAGAUGGCAUUUCUAUGCCCAGUAAUGCUGCCGUCUUCAGAGCAUCAGAAACAAGUGCGUUCAGCAGGCCAACCCUCUCCCAUCAGAAGAGUCAGCCCUCGCCGAUUACCGUUAAACCAAAGCCCCCAGCCAGAAGCUCAUCCCUACCCAAGGUGAGUUCAGGAUAUAGCAGCCCCACCACCUCGGAGGUGUCCACUAAAGACAGCCCCAGUCAGCACAGCGGCAGGCCGUCCCCUGGCUCUGACUCCCAGACUUCCCUGACUGACCAGCCUCUCUUUAAGCUGAAGUACCCCAGCUCUCCCUACAGCGCCCACAUUUCCAAGUCCCCGAGGAACAUAUCUCCAAGCUCAGGCCAUCACUCUCCUGCUGGAAGCGCACCGUCCCCAGCUCUCUCCUAUUCCUCCGCUGGUUCUGCUCGCUCGAGUCCAGCUGACGCUCCCGACAUAGACAAACUGAAAAUGGCAGCCAUUGAUGAAAAGGUGCAGGCUGUGCACAACCUGAAGAUGUUCUGGCAGAGCACACCCCAGCAUUCCACAGGACCCAUGAAAAUAUUCCGGGGGACCCCUGGCACCAUGACUUCCAAAAGAGAUGUCCUCAGUCUAUUAAAUCUGUCACCUCGGCACAACAAGAAGGAGGAAGGAGUAGACAAGCUUGAACUCAAGGAGCUGUCUUUGCAACAACAUGGAGAAACACCCCCAAAAGCCCCUCCCAACGGACACUGGCGCAGUGAGACCGCCACACUGAGCACGCUGCCACCGCCCGCCGGCCCUGCUGCAGCCCCCACUCGCCCUGUGAGACUUCCUUCCGGAAAUGGCUACAAAUUUCUGUCCCCAGGAAGAUUUUUUCCUUCCUCGAAAUGCUAA
Molecule: messenger RNA, 6258 nt
Organism: Molossus molossus (Pallas's mastiff bat)
Lineage: Eukaryota; Metazoa; Chordata; Mammalia; Chiroptera; Molossidae
Product: tetratricopeptide repeat protein 28
Exons: 19
Coding region: 1-6258 (2085 amino acids)
Molecular function (GO): protein binding
Source: RefSeq, a predicted model, not a curated record